AUGGGCUCAGCCAAGAGCAUACCAGUCACUCCAGCGCGGCCUCCGCCGCACAACAAGCUUCUGUCUUGAGUGGCGGACCCGCGUUCACCUAGUGCCGGCAUCGUGCGCACUCCCAUCCAGGUGGAGAGCUCUCCACAGCCAAACCUAGCAGCAGAGGAACAGCUGAAGGAUCCUAAUCAGGCCCAGGAUUCAGAUCCCCGCUCUCCUACCCUUGGCAUUACACGGACACCUAUGAAGACCAACAACGGAGAGCUUGCAUCCCCACUGGAGAAACAGCUGAGUGAAGUAUUUGAGACCGAAGCCCCCAAAUCAAAUCUUCCCCCAGAGCCUGCUCUGCCCCUAGAGGCACUUUAAUCUUCUGAGUUGGACUUGCCUCUGGGUACCCAGUUUUCCCUUGAGGACCAGAUGCCACAUGGGAGCCAGACUGAGCUCCCCUCAAAGCAGGUGUCUUCUGAGGAAGAAACAGGACAGCCUUCAGAAACCCUUAUGGCCAGCCAGGGCUCAGACAAGCCCGUGAGAGACCCUGAGAUGCCCAGAUCUUCAGGUUCUAAGUGCAAUAGACGGAAACCAAAAGGCAAGGUACUAGGGAGAUCUCCCCUCACCAUCCUGCAGGAUGACAACUCCCCUGGGACUCUGACACCACGACAGGGUAAGAGGCCUUCUCCUCUGAGUGAAAAUGUUAGAGAACUAAAAGAAGGAGCCAUUCUGGGAACUGGACGACUUCUGAGAACUGGAGGACAAGCGUGGGAGCAAGGCCAAGACUGUGACAAGGGAAAUCAACACUUUGCCUUCGUAGAGAACUAG
Molecule: messenger RNA, 804 nt
Organism: Molossus molossus (Pallas's mastiff bat)
Lineage: Eukaryota; Metazoa; Chordata; Mammalia; Chiroptera; Molossidae
Product: cell division cycle-associated protein 3-like
Exons: 1
Source: RefSeq, a predicted model, not a curated record